This is a messenger RNA of Medioppia subpectinata, 5343 nucleotides long. The record is from the annotation of a GenBank genome assembly. Lineage: Eukaryota; Metazoa; Arthropoda; Arachnida; Sarcoptiformes; Oppiidae.
GACGACGACGACCCCGAAGAAGAUGAUGAGGCGUCUGGUUAUGUGGAUCACGAAGAAAUGAAUGAUCAACUCUUUCGAUAUCACGAUAGAGACGACGGUCUCGUCUUUGAUUUGGAAGAGAUGUUUCCGACGAGUGUUCUUCACGUGAACGAUAGGCUGUCGACUAUAUUGCCGAUCAUUGGUGACGAACACGCGAACGGCACCGACACUACACAACCCACUGUUCCUCCGGCGCCGGGAAAUGUUUCCAUUUCACACCCUUUGCUCGUAAGACACGGCGAUAAUACGGGCGCUUCAGUGCUGUCACAUACGGCCGCUUCCAAUGCAACGGCUGCCGGAAUGUUAGCCAAUCGUUCCCAUAGAAGUGGUCGCCAGAGAAUAUACAGACCCUCAUUGGGCGCCAGCGCUGCUAAUCAUCACAGUUGGCACAUCCCUACCGGAACCAGACAUCCAAACCCUCCGGCAAUUUUGCAAAGACUUUUAGGACCGAACACCGCUCAGGACAUCCUUCAGUUGACCAAUUCGACCGGUUUGGGCGCCGGUUCAGCGCCCGCUCAAGUGAUUCUCACCAGCAAUGACUUCCAUAUACUGGCCACCGAUGACGAGUUAUUUGAGUUACAAAAUCCCAACACAUUUAUGUCCGGUAACUCGAGCUCCACAUUGGGAUCCGUUCCGUCGGCAAUGCUUCGGUGGACCGAAGAGUCGAGAGUAUUGGACGGCGACUCACUUCACGACUGCGUUUCGCUCAUCAAAAGAGAGAUAAUCGAGUGUUUGGAGAAACAUCGCGACGAAGAGUUCGCAGAAAAGCGCGAAAAGAAGAAGAAAGACGACGAAACCAAACGACUGGCCGACGAAGAGGCGAAGGCUAACGAACCGCCCAAACCCGAGACGGAACAGGUGAACAUGAAUACCGAGAAAUUGGCCGCUUCUCUAGUCGAGCAAGUGUUGGGACCCGUCCUGAGGACGCCCGCCAACGAGCCCUCACAAGAAUCUGUGCGCACAACGCCUCCCGUUUCGAUGGAUGUGACCGAAACGCCCACUAAUGGAGACUAUCAUAGCAUUCAAUCCGAUAAUGAAGUGACAGAAAUGGUUUGCAGUGAAGCACAGCUCAUACCAGAGAUGCCUGAAAUGCAUAUCAUUCCCGAACGUAACGAAAUGGAAGUGAAUCACGAGACCAGUGCUCAACUCUCCACACCCACAGAACCGGUGCCUCCUCUGCCGCCACUCACUCUUCUCUAUCCAAAUGAAUUUCAAGCCCAGUCUUCGGAAGAGCCGGUGAAUCGACCGCCGCCUCCCGUCCGCUGCGAAAGCGAAGACAUUGGGAACGCUAUCACACCUGAAGAUCUUUCGACGAUCACAAACACAAGCAGUGAAGGCGUAAACGUCGCCACUAGUGAUGAGCCGCACAAUGAGUUAACGAACAAUACGAUAGUCGGGUCGACAACACCAGAAGCUGAUAGUGUUGUUGAAGUGCAGACCAAUGAAGAAUCCAUUACUCCGAACAACAUUACAAACACACAAAUGCCAACUGAAGGCACACAGAAUAGCGAAGUUCCCGAAGGAGUUGAUCCCUCUUUUCUGGCCGCUCUUCCCGAGAACAUUAGGCAAGAAGUGAUUGCCGAACACUUGCGGUUACAACGCCUUCAACAACAGGGAACAGCUCAGACCACUGCUCCCACGACUCAGGCCAGCAGUAGUGCCACAACCAAUACAUUUACUGAAGUGAAUCCCGAAUUUCUGGCCGCUUUACCGCCCAAUAUCCAGGAGGAAGUGUUGGCACAACAGCGCGCAGAACAGCAACGAAUAGCCCAACAAAACACUAACCCCGAGACGCCUGUCGACGCCGGAAGCUUUAUCUUAACACUUCCGCCCAGUCUUAGGCGUCAAGUACUGGCAGAUAUGGACGACAGUCAGCUCGCAUUACUCCCUCCCGAAGUGGCCACUGAAGCGCAGGCUUUGCGGCAAGAGUUGGAAGCGAGACACCGGCAAAUACAGGAACGCUUUUUUAGUAGUCACGCCGGAACCGCUCUUUCGAGAAUCCUUCGCAGCGCAGCAACAGGGCGUAUGGGAGGCACGCGUUACACUAUUCAUACGGUACCGCCGGGUUCGUGGCCUUGGAAUAUUAGUGGCCGUUCGGGAACGGGUGGCAGCAAUUUGAACGCCAAUUCAGGCGUUAACGCUCACAGACCUGCCUUUACGAGCUCUCGCUUUAGAGGGCGGCAACUAUUGGAUAACGAGGCGCUCUCUUGUCUUCUGAUUCUUCUGUUCGUUGAAGAGCCAAAACUCAAUACAAUUCGUUUGCAUCGAGUGCUCCGUAAUCUGUGUUAUCACGUGCCCACUCGGCAAUGGGUUAUACAAUCAUUGCUCGCGAUUAUGGAGAAAACGAAAGAAUUGAAAGAUCUAAAUGAGACGAGACCUCGAAAGGGCAGUAAUGCCAGCGCAACACCAAAUCAAAAAUCUGCCGCACACUCGAUGGCCUCGUGGCUGUCGAUUAGUUUGGACGCAGCGCUGGGCUGCCGGACAAAUGUAUUCCAAGUGCACAGAAGUACAACCGGUGCCAAAAAGAGUGGGAUCUGUAGUGUGAACGUCAACACCAUUACCAUUCAUCCUCAGGCCUCACCACUUGUCUGCCGUCACGUUCUCGACACACUUAUAGCACUCGCAAAGUCUUUUCCCAAUCAUUUCCUUCCCGACGCUCAUCAUCUGCUUACCAAAGGAGAGGACACUCUGUUGUCUAAUCCUCAAACCACUCCCUCCGGAAUCAAAGGGCCCACAGAUUUUUGGGAUGUUUUGGUUAAAUUGGAUUCAAUCAGUAGUAAUAGAAAAGGAAAAAGUUCUGCGACAGGACUGUCGACUCCCAAUACAUCGCAAAGUCAAGAAUCGGAAACUGGGGCUCAAAAUGUGGAACCGUCUCCGAUGUCUAACAUUAUUAGUUUACUCUCACAUCCAGUGAUCAAAAGGAGUUCAAUGCUUACCGACCGGUUGUUGCGUUUAUUAGCUCUUAUAUCACUGGCUCUUCCUGCCAAUGAAACUGCAGCGACAACAUUGCAUCCAUUGGCCACUUCGACACCCGUUGCCAUUACUAAUGAAUCCACAACAGAGACUCCGUUACCACAAUCGAGAACUACAAACACUGAGUCUUCAAGUGAUAACAAUGAAGACAAAAGAGAUACUAUUUGUGAUAAGAAGCCGAUAGUCUCUGUCAAUAGCGGCGAAGGAUCUCAAGACAAGAACGAGAAAAUAAUUGCAUCUGAAGAGCAAUUAAAACUGGCGGUCGAUGUCUUGACAUCAAAGUCGUGCUCCGAAGAGGGCUUAGAAGAUGCGACCGCUUUAUUGCUGAGACUAUCGCGCAGUUGUUCGGCCACUCGUACUGUUGUUCUUCGUUUACUGCUGAACGGCGCCCAAGAGUUAGGUUUCGUUGUCUGUCAACACAUUAACUCUUUGGUUAUAGAAUUGAAAACAUUGAAUGCAAACAAUCCCGAAGUGACUCCCAAUGACUCCGACAAUCAGAGUCCAGAGAAGAUGAGCAAAGGUGUGAUUCACGACAGGUUUACGAAUACAACGGUUGUCAUAACAGCGCCGUCUAAUGUUAAGCACAAUAUCGCCGCCCGAGAGGUUCAGUUACCGUCGAUGUCUGCGCUGACCGCCAAAGCUUCGAGUCAAUCGUUUUUCUUAAGAAUUCUUAAAGUAAUCAUUCAAUUGAGAGAUUCGAUUCGACUCCAAAAGAAUAAACGUAAUACCGAUGGAGUGUCUGCUAUGGAAGUGGACGGACAGGACGACAGUCUGAGUAAUGAACUCCAUUUGGACGAUCUCUGGCAGGCAUUGAGUUCGUGUCUAUUAGAGUUGGCCGACACUCCCGAUCAUCACGCGGUGCUUGUGUUGCAGCCGGCAGUCGAGGCCUUCUUUCUGGUCCACGCGGCAGAACGCGAGCCAAACAGACGCCGCGAUAACCGAAGCGAGACUCGCGAUCAACAGUUGGCGCACAUUAACCGAGACAUCGCUCCCCUCUCUCCGGCACCCGAAGGAUCAGCCGGUGAUUCGGGUUCGGCUGUGGCUAACCUUCCGGUUGACACUCAAAAGUUCCUAACGUUUGCCGAAACGCAUCGAAUAGUUUUGAAUCAAAUAUUACGCCAAUCGUCGACACCAUUAGCGGACGGGCCGUUCGCUGUACUCGUAGAUCACACAAGAAUUCUCGACUUUGAUGUCAAACGUCGCUAUUUUAGGCAAGAGUUGGAGCGUUUGGAUGACGGCGCCCGACGCGAAGACCUGGCCGUUCACGUCCGACGCGAACAUGUCUUUGAAGACUCCUAUAGAGAACUGCAUCGCCGAGUGUCCGAAGAAUGGAAAAAUCGCUUUUACAUAGUGUUUGAGGGCGAAGAGGGUCAGGACGCGGGCGGUCUGUUGCGUGAGUGGUAUACUAUAAUAUCGCGCGAAAUAUUCAACCCGAUGUACGCCCUGUUCACGACCUCUCCGGGCGAUCGCGUGACUUAUAUGAUCAAUAGUGCCUCGCAUUGCAAUUCCAAUCACUUAUCGUAUUUCAAAUUUGUCGGUCGAGUCAUCGCUAAAGCCGUUUACGAUAACAAACUUCUUGAAUGUUAUUUCACGCGAUCUUUCUAUAAACACAUUCUCGGAAAACUUGUCAAAUAUACCGAUAUGGAGAGCGAGGACUACUCUUUCUAUCAGGGAUUAGUGUUCCUCUUAGACCAUAACGUCCACGAAUUGGGCUAUGAGUUGACAUUUAGUAUCGAAAUCCAAGAGUUUGGUGUAACAGAAGUCCGUGAUCUCAAACCGGACGGACGUAAUGUUGUGGUGACCGAAGACGUGAAGCAUGAAUACGUGCAUCUGGUCUGUCAGGAGAAGAUGACGGGUGCCAUCAAAAAACAAUUGGGGUCAUUCCUCGACGGCUUCUAUGAAAUAAUACCCAAACGUCUCAUCUCUAUAUUCAACGAACAAGAGUUAGAGCUAUUGAUCUCCGGUUUGCCGAACGUAGACAUCGACGACCUGAAGGCCAACACCGAGUAUCACAAAUACCAGUCCAGUUCACUGCAGAUCCAAUGGUUUUGGCGAGCGUUGCGGUCAUUUGACCAAGCUGAUAGGGCUAAGUUCCUCCAGUUUGUGACGGGCACUUCCAAAGUACCGCUUCAGGGAUUCGGUGCACUCGAGGGCAUGAAUGGCUCCCAAAAGUUCCAAAUACAUCGCGACGACCGCUCAACCGACCGCUUGCCCUCCGCUCACACCUGUUUCAAUCAACUGGAUUUACCCGCUUACGAGACUUACGACAAAUUACGACUAAUGCUUUUGAAGGCAAUCCAAGAGUGUUCCGAAGGUUUUGGUUUCGCAUAA